ACUGUCAUUCUCAUCUGGUUGCGCGAGGCGAUCGCUGAGACUUUUAUUUUUGAUUAUUUUCCCUUUAUUGUUUGCUUUAGCAAAUUAUUAAUUGUUUACUAACGCGCUGCGAUCAUAUCAGAGUACGUUGAAAAUGUCAGUGAUGGAAUUUCUAAAAGACCUGCCGUCCUACAACGAGCAGAAUUUCUCGUUGUUCAACACAGAUCAUGGCAUUAGAAAUUGUUCGAAGAGACCGUCGAUAUAUUUACCUACGAAGGAUAUACCCUCGGAACAAAUUAUUGUAACAGAAAAGACAAAUAUUCUUCUGAGAUAUCUCCACCAGCAAUGGGAGAAAAAGAAUAACAGUUCUCCAAAGAAACGUGACCAGAGCCACAUUGAACAAAAUGGUGAUGAGAGUCGACCACGCAAAAGGCCUUGUCUCAACCUCUCUCUUAAUUGAACACGUCUACACUUUUUACUAAGAGUUUGACCUGAAAAUGGCAUUUUAAUUACCUUUAAAGUCUCUAGGUUGAUAUUCGAUUCUUGAUGAUAAAACUUGAAUAUCUGAAGUGCCAUUUAAAAAUGAAUCUUAUGCAAUAUUACAUAAUUAGUUAUGGGAUUUUGCAGAGAUCCGUUGUAAUACAUCUUUAUUUAAACAAGGUAUUUGAUUUUACCUGCAAUGAUGCCCUAUGAUUAUUUUAUUGCCCCACAACAUAGUCCUUUGCUAUCUUUUUAGAUAAAAAAUACUGAGUUUGUGAUUGAAAUAGGAGAAUAAUUCAUUCCAUAACUAUGUUAAAUAAGGUUUUUUAUUUGAAUAAAGUUUUGUUACUUUUGCAUGAUCUGUUUACAUUAGAAGAGCACUGAUUAAAGGUUCUUGAAGACAAAAUUACAUGUCACAACUACCUCUUUUGGCACCUAUUGUGUAAAACUACAUGUAGCAAUCUUUUGUAAGCACUAAUUUUAAUGAAGAUGUGUUCAAUUUAAAUUAUUUUGGUGUGGUUUAAGAAUUUGUCCAAAAUUGUUUGUGGGAAAAUUUAUUUUAUUUUCUAAGAGAUAGAAUUCUAUUAUAGUUAUGUUUCCAGUUUACUAAUCUAGAUAUUUCACUACAUCUAAAUACUUUUUCAGCUUACUUUGCUUCAGUACCCACAAAAAUGCCUAUUUACGAUUAUGAAUCAUUAGUUGUAGUCUAACUAAAUUAUCUUUUUAUGUGCAUAUACCCA
Molecule: messenger RNA, 1199 nt
Organism: Hyposmocoma kahamanoa
Lineage: Eukaryota; Metazoa; Arthropoda; Insecta; Lepidoptera; Cosmopterigidae
Product: DET1- and DDB1-associated protein 1
Exons: 4
Coding region: 134-439 (101 amino acids)
Biological process (GO): positive regulation of proteasomal ubiquitin-dependent protein catabolic process
Cellular component (GO): Cul4-RING E3 ubiquitin ligase complex
Source: RefSeq, a predicted model, not a curated record